Messenger RNA from Schistosoma turkestanicum, 1308 nucleotides. NCBI's taxonomy places the organism in Eukaryota, Metazoa, Platyhelminthes, Trematoda, Strigeidida, Schistosomatidae. The record is from the annotation of a GenBank genome assembly.
UAUUUACUUAUCCAUUAGAAACUCGUGGAACACCAGGUUAUUUGGCACCAGAGGUAUUGAUGUGUGGUUACUAUGAAGACCAGCCUCCUUAUGGUCAACCUGUUGAUAUCUGGGCAUGUGGUGUAAUUAUGUAUACUCUGUUAGCUGGUUGUCCCCCUUUUUGGAAUCGUAAGGAACAUUUGAUGCUACGUCAGAUUAUGGAAGGUCGUUUCUCUUUCCCAAGUCCGGAAUGGGAUGAUAUAAGCGAAUCUGCAAAAGAUCUGAUUUGUAAAAUUCUAGUCGUCGAUUCCAGUAUAAGGUUGACAGCUUUAGAUGCAUUGAAUCAUGUAUUCUUUUUACAACAACCUAUAGUUGGCAAGAAAACAUUUGAUGCUCGACAAAAAUUUAAGACUAGUAUGAUAGCUGUGAGUUUUAUAUUUUAUCUACGUCGUUUAAAAGUGGAUGCUGCCUAUUUAAAUAUUAAUCAAUUAUCUACUGAUCCAUAUUCCAAUAGAAAAUUACGUAAAAUCAUUGAUACACUUGCUUAUGAUGUUUAUAGUCAAUGGGUUAAAAAAGGUGAAGAACAAAAUCGUGCUGAAUUAUUUGAAAAUGCACCACGUCGUGAUAUGAUUGAUGCACCACCGCAAGAUAGUGUAUUCAGCGAUAGUUUACAACGUUCACUAUUAACCGGUGGUGGUGGUGAUUCCAUGAAUUAUGCACCAUUCAAUUUUGAUGAUGAAGAAGACGAUGAAGAUAUUAGGAUACCAAUUAGAGUAGAUUAUUAAUUUAAAAAAUAAAAUGAAAUAAUACUUUUUGUUACAAUUUGUAUUUUUAGUUUAGAUUUAGUUACCCAACCAACCACCCACCCCCACCCCCUAACUUUUCUCUAUCUCAUAUAUAUAUAUAUAUAUAUAUAUAUAUAUAUAUAUAUAUAUACCUCGGUGCAAUAAAACAAGUAGACCCUAUCUCAUUAUACCCUGUUGUUGUUGUCGUUUGAACAACACAAAAAUCUGUAUACAAAAGAACAAAAAAAAUGAGCACUCUACCUAUCUAUCUAUCUAUGUAGAGAGAGAAAAACCUUCCUUCCACUUUCAUUUCUUCGUUUAUAUUUCAAUGUAUAGAAGAACGAGAAGCAACAGUUGUUAUUUUCUCUCUUUUUUUAUUUCUCGUUCCUAUCUUUCUCAUUUAUGUCUUUUUUUAUUUCUAGUCGAAUUGUCCAGUUUUCUUUUUGUUUUGUUUUUCUCCUCUGUGCAUUAUGAAAAUAAUUGAUCAGUUUGUUAUAUAUAAAAAAAAAUAAUAUCAGCCUAUUAUUAUUCUUAUUAUUUUUUU